Melampsora larici-populina 98AG31 is the source of this 2208-nucleotide messenger RNA. RefSeq lists its product as uncharacterized. The coding region runs from base 1 to 2208 and encodes 735 amino acids. The transcript has 4 exons. NCBI's taxonomy places the organism in Eukaryota, Fungi, Basidiomycota, Pucciniomycetes, Pucciniales, Melampsoraceae. Gene Ontology annotation, molecular function: nucleic acid binding; RNA-DNA hybrid ribonuclease activity. The record is from RefSeq and is a predicted model, not a curated record.
AUGAUGCGGCUUUUAGGACUCAGGUGGCAGACAGAAGAUACGUCUGUUUUGCGGAUUGGAACCACAAAGAUUUUGAUGUCCUUAAGACUCAAUAUUUCGGUGGUGCUUAUAUUCAGCAUUCUUCCAAUCAUGGUUCAUCUGUUCCUUCUUCUCGGUACAAUCAACCUGCCAGUUAUCCAGUCGCGUCUUCUUCAUAUUCUCGAUAGCCUUCCGUUCAAGCCCCUUUUCGAAGAAAAGUUGCUCCUCAAGCAGGGCCUUCAUCUUCGAAGCCUCCUGUUGCUCCUGGGGUUCACUAUACUAGCGACUUUAAACACAAGAGUGGCCUUCCGAUUACUAGUGCGAAAGGUGUUAAACACGCAGAACAGUACUGCUUUGCGUUUAAUCACCCGGAUAAUUGUCCAUUUUCCGAAGCAGAUUGUAGCAGGCUACACUUUUGUAGUACUCUUCAGAGCGUUAUUUGCGGGGUUUUCAGUGGGACGGUCAAAAUCUGUCGGUUUUUCAGCAGCGCUAGAAUCUAGUCUGACAGCCGAGCCUUUUCCGGAUGCCCCUCCUUUGGAAGAAGACAUAGAUGCGGCAUUUGCUCUCAAGCGCUUUCAUUAUUUAUUUAAAGUGCACACUCCGUUUAAUGUCGACAAGAUGGAAGAAUUACUAAAAUUCCAUCCAAAUCAACCCUUCGUGAAAUCAGCAAUAAAAGGAUUGAGAGAAGGGUUCUGGCCUUCUUCGAAACUGCCAUCUAGUGAAAUCCAAUGUGAAGAGGAAAUUGCUAAAGGACGUUACUCCGAGGAAUUUUCGACAUUAUUGCCAGGAAUGAAGGUCAUUCCAUUACUGAUGACUUCAAAGAAAGACUCUAAUAAGAUGAGGGUCUGUUCUAAUAUGAGUUUUGGAAAGUCUGGAAAAUCACCAAACGACUUAAUUGAUAAAGAUAGGAUUAAAGUUUCCUAUGAUUCUCUUCAAUCGUGGAUGCCGUUCUUAAUCGAGCUCAAGAAAAAACACGGGAACGUCACCAUUUUCAAAUCCGAUGUCGAAGGUGCUUUUAGGACAUUAUCGGCUCAUCUUCAGUACCAGAUUCGCCAAAUCUUACGAAUCAAAGAUAAAUUCAGAGUGGAUCAUAACCUCACCUUCGGUUCUUCGGCUUCUCCACACAUUUGGUGUGGGGUCUUCUCUUUAGUUCUCUGGAUAGCGGCAGAAGUUUUUCAUAUUAAACACAUCAACUGCAUGAUGGACGACAUCUGGUCUGCUGCUGCAGCUGACGACUGGGUCACUUUCAAGGACCAUCGGAUUCCGGGUCCUCAGGCGAAACUACUUAUGGUAUUCGAUAUCCUGGGGGUUCCUUGGGUUUGGAAAAAACAAGUUCACGGUUCGGUAUUAGAAAUCAUUGGUCAUAUCGUGGAUUCGAAUAAAAUGAGUGUUUAUCUGGAAGCCGACAAAAAGCUUUUGAUGGUUAAUCGGAUAAAGGAAUUCGUAUCUAUUCCUGAUCAUACACUCAGAGACUGGCAAUCGUUGCAGGGCUGGAUAUCUUGGGGCUUUAAUUCAAUGCCCUUAGGUAGAUUCGCAUUGCAGAGUCUAUACGAAAAAACCGGUGGAAAAACGGAACGGUUCCUUAAAAUUCAUCUAAAUAAGGAGAAUCAGGAGGAUCUUCGCUGGUUGAUCAAGUAUUUCGAAUCAAGCAACGGUGUCCUGGUCCUGAAAUCAUCGACCUGGUCUGCUCCUCAAGCAGACUCUCUCUUUUUUGUUGAUGCUUGUCCAACCGGGAUUGGUGUUUGGGAACCAGAAACAAGAAAGGCUUAUUAUCAUAAGCUUCCGUUACCCUCUCGUCAUAUAUUUUGGGCUGAACUCUUGGCGGUUAUGGCAGCCAUUGAUCUGGGCAUUAAUGCUGGUUCAGGGAGAAUUUAUGUUCAUACUGACAACAAGAACGUCUUUCAUCUGUUUAAUUCUCAUCGACCUAAUCAACUCAUCCGGCCUCUUUUUAGUUAUAUCGUUCAGCGCAUGGUAGAAUGUCAGGUGGAGGUUAAAGUGUCUCAUAUCGCAGGACUUACCAAUACUUGUGCCGAUAUGUUAUCACAUACUUUACUUGACGCUGUUAAAAAGAAGUUCUAUCCUCGCUCGAUCUCGACUUUAGUUAUUGAUCCUAUCCUUGGUGCAGGUGGCAUUGAGAUAAAUCUCGAAUAUUUCAAUAAUCCAGCUUUAAAAUGGCGCCGAGAAGCCUAA